CAAGCAGGACAGCAGGAUGCAAAGCUCCUACUUGUCUCCUUAAGAUUCCCUGCUGCUUUAUGAGUCUCAGGGCUCAGCUCGGUAGAACAGAGGGAGAGAGCAAGGGGGUGAGAAAGGCAGAGGUCAAUUUCUUUCUGUUUGUACCCAGGGCUUAGGAGGAAGGGCACGUUCUGGGUUGCAGGCUGCAAAAAUGUCUCUCCAGGUUUCUCCCCAGGCGCCGUGGAGGAACAACAAUGUCACUUUUUCAAACAAAGAGGUUCCUGUCUCGGAACAAGGAGAGACUAUUAUUGGCUUCUAUCUUCUGGCUCUAGGUUGGAUGUCUUGGUUUGGUAACAGCAUUGUAAUCUUUGUACUGUACAGACAGCGAGCUGCACUUCAGCCGACAGAUUACCUGACAUUUAACCUGGCUGUAUCUGAUGCCAGUGUCUCUGUUUUUGGUUAUUCCCGGGGGAUAAUAGAAAUCUUCAACGUAUUCAGAGAUGAUGGAUUCCUAAUCACAUCAAUAUGGACGUGCCAGGUGGAUGGAUUUCUGACACUACUGUUUGGUCUUGCAAGCAUUAAUACACUGACAGUGAUUAGUGUGACCCGGUAUAUAAAAGGAUGCCAUCCUGACCGAGGACAGUGUAUCAGCAAUAGCAGCAUCUCUGUGGCCCUUUGUCUGAUAUGGAUUGCAGCUUUCUUCUGGUCGGUGGCUCCAGUCCUGGGAUGGGGCAGUUAUACAGAUCGCAUGUAUGGAACUUGUGAAAUCGACUGGGCAAAAGCCAACUUCUCAACAAUCUACAAGUCUUACAUUGUGUCCAUAUUCAUCUGCUGUUUUUUCCUACCUGUAUCUGUCAUGGUUUUUUCCUAUGUAUCCAUCAUUAAUACAGUCAAGUCAAGCCACGCUCUAAGUGGAGUGGGUGAUCCAACAGAGAGGCAGAGGCGUAUGGAACGAAGUGUCACAAGGGUUUCCAUCGUGAUCUGCACUGCCUUUAUCACGGCCUGGUCCCCGUAUGCUGUCAUUUCCAUGUGGUCUGCCUAUGGUUACGCUGUGCCCAAUUUAACUAGCAUCCUUGCCAGCCUUUUUGCGAAGUCUGCCAGCUUUUACAAUCCCAUCAUUUACUUUGGAAUGAGCUCCAAAUUCCGAAGGGACAUCUUUGUCUUGCUCCACUGUGCCAAAGAGAUCAAGGAUCCUGUGAAGCUCAAACGGUUCAAGAACCUCAAGCAGAAACAGGAAGUUUCACCUUCUCAAAGAGAAGAAAAAUACGCUGCAGAUGUCCAGCCUGCUCUAAGCCCUGAUUCUGGGGUAGGGAGUCGUUCAAACACUCCUCCUCCAGUAAACAGGGAAGUGUAUUUCGGUGCUUUUGAUAACUUUUCCAACAAUCCUGAUGUUGAAUGUGAUAGACUGUGAGCGCACUCUCUUCUCAUAUGGUCCACCCAGGGAAUACAUCCAAUAGAACAUGCUUGCCUCCUCCAGUUGAGGUCCCCUACAUGUGUGUUGGGCUACAGUAGCCAUCAACCCACACCAAUCAGUGUCUGGGUGAUGGGAAUUGUAGUACAACACAUCUGGAGAUCCUCUAGCUGGAGUACUGAUUGGCCAAAAAUUACCUUUCAUCUCUAUCUCUUCCAUAGGUAUGAAUAUGACAUACACUAGUUUGUCUGGAAAUGGAAAAAAAACACAUGUGCAGAGUAUGUAGGAGGGUUAUAAAAUUGCUAUGUAGACGAUUAAACCUGAAGGAGGGUGGAAUACCUUGUAUGCAUAGGGAUUCAUUUUCCCCUUUCCAGCUGCAAGCCUGAAAGACUUUUGUAGAAAAUCCACCUGUUGGCAUGUAAAAGAAAUUACUAAUUUUUUCCCUAUCUAAUAAUAUAAUUUGAAGUUA
Molecule: messenger RNA, 1859 nt
Organism: Anolis sagrei ordinatus
Lineage: Eukaryota; Metazoa; Chordata; Lepidosauria; Squamata; Anolidae
Product: visual pigment-like receptor peropsin
Biological process (GO): cellular response to light stimulus; phototransduction; G protein-coupled receptor signaling pathway
Cellular component (GO): plasma membrane
Molecular function (GO): G protein-coupled photoreceptor activity
Source: RefSeq, a predicted model, not a curated record